AAGGAAGUGUGAAAAAAGAAACAUGGCGGGGCAUUUUUUUCAGUAGGAAAAGGCCAAAUCUAUUCCACUGAAUACAAUGACAUUGUUACUCUUGCUUCUUGCACAGGCGCAGUGCAGGACUGCUCCGAGCACGCCUACGCGCGCAUUUUCUCCCCUUCCUCUCCCUCUUUCCACUUUCCUCUCCCUUUUUCUCCUCUCCUUUCCCCCUCCCACCACUUGGUCUUUCAGUCUUUCAGUCAGUUCGUUUAGGUCUCUCCUUCCGACCCCCACCCCCAGCUCCUCUCCCUUUCCUUUUCCCCCUCCCCCUUUCCUUUCCCGUCUCACGCGCCAGGCCGCUUGCACAUGCGCAUUAGGUACAAAGCCUCGCUCUUUGUCCCCAUCUGUCGUUCACACGAACUCAAGCCUUUGGCAUUCGGCAGCCAAUAGAAUCUAAGAAAUGGCGGAAAAAUGAUUCCGCCUCGGGAGCUAAACCUUGAUUGGCAGUUUAGCUAACCAAUCGAGAACGCCAUUUUGUACCCCUUGGGAGGCACCGAGCUCCGUCGUCUCGUUUCCGGCGGUCGCGCGCUCUUUUCUCGGGACGGGAGAGGCCGUGUAGCGUCGCCGUUACUCCGAGGAGAUAUCAGUCGGUAGAGGGGUGCAAAAAUGCAGAGUAAUAAAACUUUUAACUUGGAGAAGCAAAACCAUACUCCAAGAAAGCAUCAUCAACAUCACCACCAGCAGCAGCACCACCAGCAGCAACAGCAGCAGCCGCCACCACCGCCAAUACCUGCAAAUGGGCAACAGGCCAGCAGCCAAAAUGAAGGCUUGACUAUUGACCUGAAGAAUUUUAGAAAACCAGGAGAGAAGACCUUCACCCAACGAAGCCGUCUUUUUGUGGGAAAUCUUCCUCCCGACAUCACUGAGGAAGAAAUGAGGAAACUAUUUGAGAAAUAUGGAAAGGCAGGCGAAGUCUUCAUUCAUAAGGAUAAAGGAUUUGGCUUUAUCCGCUUGGAAACCCGAACCCUAGCGGAGAUUGCCAAAGUGGAGCUGGACAAUAUGCCACUCCGUGGAAAGCAGCUGCGUGUGCGCUUUGCCUGCCAUAGUGCAUCCCUUACAGUUCGAAACCUUCCUCAGUAUGUGUCCAACGAACUGCUGGAAGAAGCCUUUUCUGUGUUUGGCCAGGUAGAGAGGGCUGUAGUCAUUGUGGAUGAUCGAGGAAGGCCCUCAGGAAAAGGCAUUGUUGAGUUCUCAGGGAAGCCAGCUGCUCGGAAAGCUCUGGACAGAUGCAGUGAAGGCUCCUUCCUGCUAACCACAUUUCCUCGUCCUGUGACUGUGGAGCCCAUGGACCAGUUAGAUGAUGAAGAGGGACUUCCAGAGAAGCUGGUUAUAAAAAACCAGCAAUUUCACAAGGAACGAGAGCAGCCACCCAGAUUUGCACAGCCUGGCUCCUUUGAGUAUGAAUAUGCCAUGCGCUGGAAGGCACUCAUUGAGAUGGAGAAGCAGCAGCAGGACCAAGUGGACCGCAACAUCAAGGAGGCUCGUGAGAAGCUGGAGAUGGAGAUGGAAGCUGCACGCCAUGAGCACCAGGUCAUGCUAAUGAGACAGGAUUUGAUGAGGCGCCAAGAAGAACUUCGGAGGAUGGAAGAGCUGCACAACCAAGAGGUGCAAAAACGAAAGCAACUGGAGCUCAGGCAGGAGGAAGAGCGCAGGCGCCGUGAAGAAGAGAUGCGGCGGCAGCAAGAAGAAAUGAUGCGGCGACAGCAGGAAGGAUUCAAGGGAACCUUCCCUGAUGCGAGAGAGCAGGAGAUUCGGAUGGGUCAGAUGGCUAUGGGAGGUGCUAUGGGCAUAAACAACAGAGGUGCCAUGCCCCCUGCUCCUGUGCCAGCUGGUACCCCAGCUCCUCCAGGACCUGCCACUAUGAUGCCGGAUGGAACUUUGGGAUUGACCCCACCAACAACUGAACGCUUUGGUCAGGCUGCUACAAUGGAAGGAAUUGGGGCAAUUGGUGGAACUCCUCCUGCAUUCAACCGUGCAGCUCCUGGAGCUGAAUUUGCCCCAAACAAACGUCGCCGAUACUAAUAAGUUGCAGUGUCUAGUUUCUCAAAACCCUUAAAAGAAGGACCCUUUUUGGACUAGCCAGAAUUCUACCCUGGAAAAGUGUUAGGGAUUCCUUCCAAUAGUUAGAUCUACCCUGCCUGUACUACUCUAGGGAGUAUGCUGGAGGCAGAGGGCAAGGGAGGGGUGGUAUUAAACAAGUCAAUUCUGUGUGGUAUAUUGUUUAAUCAGUUCUGUGUGGUGCAUUCAUGAAGUCUCUAAUGUGAUUGUUGAGGGCCUGGGGAAACCAUGGCAAAGUGGAUCCAGUUAGAGCCCAUUAAUCUUGAUCAUUCCGGUUUUUUUUUUUUUUUUUUGUCCAUCUUGUUUCAUUUGCUUGCCCUGCCCCCGAGACGGAGUCUUACUCUGUCGCCCAGGCUGGAGUAUAGUGGCAUGAUCUCGGCUCACUGCAAUCUCUGCCUCCCGGGUUCAAGCUUGUCCAGGCUGAUCUUGAACUCCUGACCUCGUGAUCUACCCGCCUCGGCCUCCCAAAAUGCUGGGAUUACAGGGGUGAGCCACCGUGCCCAACCUCACUUGCUUUCUUAUCCUUACACUCCCCCAGCCCCAGAGAAACUGCCAUAUACACCACAAAAACCAAACAUCCCCCAAUGACCUUAGCCCCAUUGCUCCAUUCACUCCCAGGUGAGAAUUCAGGCAAACGUCCACAAAGGUCACAGGCAGCGUACAUACGGUUCUGUUAUACCCCAUAUAUUACCCCUUCAUGUCCUAAAGAAGACAUUUUCUCUUAGAGAUUUUCAUUUUAGUAUAUCUUUAAAAAAAAAUCUUGUGUUAACUUGCCUCCAUCUUUUUCUUGGGUGAGGACACCCAGGAAUGACCCUUUUGUGUCUAUGAUGUUGCUGUUCACAGCUUUUCUUGAUAGGCCUAGUACAAUCUUGGGAACAGGGUUACUGUAUACUGAAGGUCUGACAGUAGCUCUUAGACUCGCCUAUCUUAGGUAGUCAUGCUGUGCAUUUUUUUUUCAUUGGUGUACUGUGUUUGAUUUGUCUCAUAUUUGGAGUUUUUCUGAAAAAUGGAGCAGUAAUGCAGCAUCAACCUAUUAAAAUACAUUUUAAGCCUUUUAA
This is a messenger RNA of Pan troglodytes (chimpanzee), 3152 nucleotides long. RefSeq names its product non-POU domain containing octamer binding (gene NONO). The record is from RefSeq and is a predicted model, not a curated record. The transcript is spliced from 11 exons. Gene Ontology annotation, molecular function: RNA binding. Bases 643 to 2058 code for a protein of 471 amino acids. Lineage: Eukaryota; Metazoa; Chordata; Mammalia; Primates; Hominidae.